CCAACAUGGGCGGUGCGUCCAAAUCCUAUUAAUUAAUGGCCACCCAGCCAUACUUACCGUAUCAGCACAUGAUCUCCACUUCUUAAUGCUUUUUGAAGUUUAAUUUCUCAUUUCUAGCUUCACAAUUCCAGUUCACUCCAAAACUUAUUUGACAUUAACAAAAACAGAGAGCAACAAAGAGGAAUCCAAUGGCACGCAUCUUCUUAUUUGCUCUGUAUCUUCUUCAGCUACUUUCAGCUUCAUUAUCUGCAACGUUUACAAUAACAAACAAGUGCACCUACACGGUCUGGCCAGGGAUGCUUUCUGGAGCGGGAACGCAACAGCUUUCCAGCACCGGCUUUUCUCUGGAACCAGGCCAAUCAAGUUUAAUCUCGGUGCCCACUUCUUGGUCAGGACGUUUAUGGGGUCGCACUUUCUGCACCCAAGACCCCACAACUAACAAGUUCACUUGCCUAACCGGUGACUGUGGCUCUGGUACUGUAGAAUGUUCUGGUGGUGGCGCGGCCCCUCCCGCCACCCUGGCUGAAUUCACUCUUAACGGAGCAGGUGGGCUCGAUUUUUACGAUGUUAGUCUUGUUGACGGCUAUAAUCUUCCCCUGCUGGUGACACCCCAAGGGGGAAGUGGAGGGAACUGUAAUAUCACUGGAUGCGUUGUGGACUUGAACAGUGAGUGUCCUACUGAGCUUAAGGUUACCGAAGGGGCGAAUGGCGAGGACUUGGCUUGUAAAAGCGCAUGUGAAGCAUUUGGUGAUCCUCAAUAUUGCUGCAGUGGAGCAUAUGCAACUCCUGAUACAUGCAAGCCAACUUCUUACUCCAUGUUUUUCAAAACUGCUUGUCCUAAAGCUUAUAGCUACGCCUAUGAUGAUGGAACAAGUACCUUCACUUGUGCAGCAGCCGAUUAUGCCAUCACUUUCUGCCCUACCCCAAAUACCAAUCUGAAGUCUGCUAAUGGCCAAUUCCCGGCUGCAGUUGACAUAUCAGCCGGCUCUCCGCACACAACGCCUACAUCCAUCGGUGCUGCCAUUGUAAUUUCAGCUGCAAUUUCGAAGUUGUGGCAAGUCAAGUGACCCUCCUGUUAGCUAGCAUACGACCAACAAUACUAGCGACUGGGGAAGUGUUUUGCUUCCCUUUGGCAUUUUGGGCUUGGGAGUUUGAAUUUGCUGUUUUAGCCUUAAGCUAUCGUCUUAACAACAUUAAUGGGAUACUGUUGAGAUGGUGCAACUUGCUUCAAACUUGGAAGGCAAAAAGUAAGGCCCAGCGGUCAAUUUGCUUGCACACUAGCCUGCAUUGCUGGUUCUCUUCUCUUUUUCGACUAAAAAAGACACCAUUCUUGGAAUUCUUUAAUCGAAUUUCAGGUGACAGAUGUAGAAACAUACAAAUUAAACAUACAUCAGCAGUCACACUCCUUCAUUUGAAGACACAAACUAUGACUCGGCGCUGGCGUAUCGAAGUUUAAUUGUUUUUAAUAUUUGAUUUCUUAAAUAUAUCAACUAAAGGAGGAGAGAAUUAUUAAUUAUGUGCAUUGUUUAGCAACCAUCCUCCUAAUAAUGCCAAUCGAGAGACGCUGAGUUCAUGCAUGAUCUCUUCUUUUGUACAUAUUCCUGCUGGCAUUGCUUAAGUUAAUUACUCCAUCCAAUGAAACAAUGUAUGCCCAUCUUUCACGUC
This is a messenger RNA of Mangifera indica (mango), 1665 nucleotides long. Its product is annotated as thaumatin-like protein 1. Gene Ontology annotation, biological process: defense response. Gene Ontology annotation, cellular component: extracellular region. The transcript is spliced from 3 exons. Lineage: Eukaryota; Viridiplantae; Streptophyta; Magnoliopsida; Sapindales; Anacardiaceae. The record is from RefSeq and is a predicted model, not a curated record. The coding region runs from base 189 to 1067 and encodes 292 amino acids.